AUGGGUUCCGACGAGGAGGAUAUGAUGAAGAACCCACUAAAAAGAAGCUUCGAUGACAUGAAUUCCAAGCCUGAAAUAGCUUCUGCAGCUAUGGAUGUUGACAAAGAUCGAAGCUUUAUAUCUGGAGAUGAUCAAGUUAAGAUACUUGAAGUGGCAAGGAGAGAAAAUACAAUUGUGGUGUUGGAAGCUGGUGUAGAGAAGACGAUGAUUGUUGAGAUGAUGAUCAAUGAGUUUGGCCAGUCACUUGGCAAUAAUGGUGUAAAUAAAAUAAUUAUUUACUUGGCUCCUAGUGUCAACCUUGUUCAGCAGCAAUGCAAGGUCAUAAAAAGUCUGACAACGCUCCGUGUGGAUGAGAUUUUUGGGGCUAAAGGGGUUGACGAUUGGAGAAGGGAAACAUGGGAGGACUUAAUCAAUGCACAUGAUAUUUUGGUUAUGACUCCUCAAAUUUUAUUGGAUGCUUUACGGAAGGACAUCUUGACUUUGGAUAUAGUGAUCUUAAUGAUCCUUGAUGAAUGCCAGUUGGCUACUGGUAAACAUCCAUAUGCAAAAAUCAUGAAGGACUUCUAUCAUGACAAAUGCAGAAUCAAGCCAAUAGUGUUUGGAAUAACUGCAUCACCAAUAAAUAGGACAGGUGUCACUCCUGCCCGAGACUGUAAGCGGAAAAUAUCAGAUCUUGAAAAUCUUUUGGAUUCCCGGAUUUAUACUGCUGAAAACAAGGUCGAGUUGGAAUCUUAUGUUCCUUCUGUUAAAGAGGUUUGCCUUUACGAGUCACCAGUCUCACCAACAUCAAAAUUGAAGAAAAAAUUUAUAUCGUCACCUUCAAAGGAUACGAGGAAUCAUUUCUCAGUGACAAGUACUGUUACACUCACUGAUUUUGGUUUGGUAAGAGCUCAUACUACCAAGGAGAUGGAGGUAUAUCGUGUGGAGGCAACUGGAGUGUCAGUCUCUGCUGAUUCAAGUGUUAGUUUCCUAGAGAACUACUGUGAAAAACUUCCACGAGACAAGAUUUUCACUCCAAAACCGACAUAUCAAUUCUUACUGGAGGGACAAUAUUAUCGAUGCAAAUUGACAUUACCUCCAAAUGCAGCCUUGCAAACCGUAGUUGGUCCUACAACCAGCGGUUCAUAUUUAUCCAAACAGCUUGUGUGCUUGGAAGCAUGUAAAAGGUUGCAUCAAGUUGGGGCUCUCACUGACUAUCUUACUCCUAGUGAAGAAGCUUCAAAAGCUGUUCCCUGUCCAACCAGUAAAACAGUGUCUGCAGGGGCAGGAACAACAAAGAGGAAAGAGUUGCAUGGGACAACCCGUAUCCAUUUGCUGUCUGGGACAUGGGGUGACAAUGUUGAUGGGUUCUCAUUUCAAGCGUAUAAAAUGGAUUUCAUCUGUAAUGUCGAAGAGCACCGUUAUUCCAGCUUUGUCCUUCUGCUCCAGUCAAAACUUGAUGAUGAUGUAGGAAAUAUCCAAGUUGAUCUCUAUCUACUUUCAAAGUUUGUCAAGUCUUCUGUUUCUGCAUGUGGGCAAAUGUUUCUGGAUGGUGAACAGGUGAGAAAAGCCAAAUGCUUUCAAGAAUUCUUUUUUAAUGGCCUAUUUGGUAAAUUAUUUGUCAAUACAUCUGGAGAAAGGAAGCUUCUGUUUGAGACUCACGAAACAUUAUGGGACCCGUCAAGAAUGUAUAUCUUGUUGCCACUGGAGGCAUCAACCAGUUGUACUAAUUCUUGGGAGAUCAAUUGGAGAGGAAUUGAAUCCUGUGUUGCUGUGGUGGCAUUUUUGAAGAAACAUGCUUGGCUGAAUGCUGAGCUUUCUGAAAGUCGAAGGAAAAUGCUGUUAAUUGAUCGUCCUGAGCCAGAUGGAUUUAACGUAGAAAGCACAAACAUCAUCCAUCUGGCCAAUAAAUCAGUUUGCUUGAAUGAGCUGGCAAAUAUGGUGGUUGUUUCCAUCCAUACUGGUAGGAUAUAUUCCAUCAUGGAAGCUGUGGAGAAUUCAUCAGCAGAAAGCCCGUUUGAUGGAAGUUCUGAGUCAGAGUCACCAAGUUAUUCGUCUUAUACUGACUACUUCAGUAAAAAGUACGGGAUUAUGUUGGUUCAUCCAGGACAGCCUUUGUUGCUGCUCAAGCAAAGCCAUAAUGCACACAACCUUUUAGUGGAUUUUAGAAAUGAACACAUUACGAAUGGAAAGAUGUCGCCAAACGACAAUAGGGUGGUCACUGCAAAGCCGCGAUAUUAUGCUUACAUGCCACCCGAACUUCUGAUUGGCAUAGAUAUUGGUACAUCUGUCUUAAAAUCAUUUUAUCUGCUACCGUCACUAAUGCACCGAUUGGAGUCUCUAAUGCUGGCAAGCCAGCUCCGGAAGGACCUUGUUCUUUGUUCUGACAACUUGCGAAUUUCAAGUUCAUUGAUUUUGGAGGCUCUCACGACCUUGAAAUGUAGUGAAAUAUUCUCCAUGGAGCGCUUAGAGUUGCUAGGAGAUUCAGUGCUGAAAUAUGCUGUGAGCUGCCACCUGUUUCUUAAGUAUCCCAAAAAGCAUGAGGGACAGUUAUCUUCUGAACGUCAGCGGAUAAUUUGUAAUUCAGCCCUACAUCAAUUGGGUACACAGCGCAAAUUACAGGGUUAUAUAAGGGAUGGUGCAUUUGAACCACGUCGAUGGACGGCUCCUGGACAGCGUUCGUUGUGGCCUUGUGCUUGUGUGCAUGGAGUGGAUUCUGUGGAAGUUCCUCUAGAUGAAAAAUUUGUUACUGAAGACAUGAAAGUUAAAGUUGGCAAGUCAUGUGACAGAGGUCAUAGGUGGAUGGGAUCAAAAACAAUUUCUGAUUGUGUCGAAGCGUUGAUAGGGGCAUGCUAUGUUGGUGGUGGAUUGAUUGCUGCCCUUGAUUUGAUGAAAUGGAUUGGUAUUGAUGCUGCAACUGACCCUGCAUUAGUACAGGAAGCCAUUGAGAUUGCAUCUCUUCAUUUGUAUGUUCCUAAGUUCAAAGACAUAGAGAUCUUAGAGGGGAAGCUUGGAUAUGAAUUCAGAGUCAAGGGAAUAUUACUUGAGGCAAUAACUCAUGCUACUGAACAAGAGCAAGAUGCUAGCUUCUGUUACCAGAGGCUAGAGUUUCUUGGUGAUUCAGUUUUGGAUGUACUUGUUACACGCCACCUUUAUCAUAAUCACUCGGAAAUUGAUCCUGGGGAAUUGACGGACUUGCGCUCUGCCUCUGUCAACAAUGAUAGUUUUGCUCUCGCAGCUGUUAAGAAAAAACUGUACAUUCAUCUUCAACAUUGCUCAGGACACCUUGAGGACCAAAUAUCGGCAUAUGUAAAGUCUGUUUCUGAGUCAUGCGACAGCACAAAGCCAGUCCAAGUUACAGAUGCUCCCAAGGUGCUGGGGGACUUGAUGGAAAGUAUUGCUGGGGCAAUACUGAUUGACACCAAUCUCAAUCUGGAUGAAGUCUGGAGGAUCUUUGAACCCUUGCUAUCACCAAUUGUCACUCCUGAUAAGCUUGAGCUACGCCCACUUCGUGAACUGAUUGAAUUGUGUUCCUCACUUGGUUACUUCUUAAAAGAAAAAUAUAUUAUAAAAGGAGAUGAAGUGAAGGCAGAACUGAGUUUACAGCUGGAAGAUAUUCUGUUAGUUGAAAAAGGUUCUGGAAAGAGCAAAAAAGCUGGUAGGGGUCAAGCAGCACUUCAUCUGUUGAAACGAUUAGAGGAAAGAGGAAUUUCAAACUCCAAAAGGUCAAAAGACGGGACUGAAGAUGUUUGUGAUCCAUAUUCUCUAAGAUCUGGUGGUGAUGUAUGUGAUCAUGUGAAUACUGAACCUACGCAGGGUCCUUGUAAAAGGCAGAAGAAAAGUAAUUUACCGGAGGAGCCAGAUAGAAAUCCCUUGAGUACCACCGAUUCAAAGGAUAUACCAGUGAUUCCCCCGGUUGACAUGAAAAAAGGAGGACCAAGGAACUCCCUUUUUGCACUUUGCAAGAGACAGCAGUGGCCAAUGCCUACUUUUGAUUGUACUGAGCAAAAAUCAAGAACUGCAGUUGUAUUUGGGGAAGGAUCUGAGCAAAGGACCGGCUUCAAUAGUUACGAGUCGAAGAUUACCUUGAUCAUUCCCAACUCGGGCACUAUUGUAGUCUCGGGAAAGCCUCAACCUGACAAGAAGACUUCAUCUGACUCUGCUGCUUUAACCAUGCUUUUGGAGCUGCAGGCACAGAAGAAGAUAGUGAUUAGCCAGCACUGCAGAAGGAACAGCAACAGCAAACAUAAAAAUAAAUCUUCAUUUCCAGCAAAAUCAGUAGAGCGCAGAGUCAUCAAUUCCAUCAACUGUUACUCUGCAAAUCCAAUGGCGUUGAUGGGUGAAGCUGAUAAACAGAUCCCGGAUCCUCCUCACGUACUCAUCUUCCCUUUUCCAUUACAGGGUCAUGUAAAUUCAAUGCUGAAACUGGCCGAGUUUUUAUGUCUUUCCGGCGGCAUCACCGUCACUUACCUAGUACCCCAACACAUCCACCGCCGUCUCCUCCUUCACGCCAACAUCGAAUCCCGGUUUAACAAGUACCCGGGAUUUUCCCUGCUUAGCCUUCCUGAUGGGAUUUUCGACGGGGAGAUGAGCACCGCCGGCGCCGCCUACAAGUUGUACGAUUCCCUCAACUCGGUGGCGGUUCCGUUUCUGAGAGAUUUGUUAACUCCAAAAUCAGAUUGGGCCCAAACCAAAAACCCAAUUACAACCAUCAUUGCUGAUGGGGCAUAUAGUAUGGUCAUUGAUAUUGCUCUGCAGAUUGGUGUUCCAAUUAUCUACUUCCGUACAAUUAGUGCUUGUGCUUUCUGGGCUUACUUUUCCGCACCUGAACUAACAGAAGCUGGAGAAAUCCCCUUUUCAGAAAAUGAGAUGGAUUUGGGGAUAACAAGUGUGAAGGGAAUGGAGGGAUAUAUCCGGCGGCGUGAUCUUCCGAGCUUUUUCCGUGACAUUGAGGGCCCAGAUUUCAAGAUGCUUGCGACGGAAACCAGACAAACCACUAAAACCAACGGACUCAUUCUCAACACGUUUGAUGAUUUAGAAGGACCAAUCUUAUCACAGAUUCGGACUCAAUGCCCGAACCUUUACACCAUAGGGCCGCUCCACGCGCAUCUCAAAUCCAAACUUACAGAAAACUCAAAAUCCACCACAACAAAAUCUUCUUCAAACAGCUUGUGGGCAGAGGACAGAAAAUGCAUUGAAUGGCUGGAUCAGCAGCCAUCAAAAUCAGUGUUGUACGUGAGUUUCGGGAGCAUAGCCGUGGUGAAAAAUGAGCAAUUGAUCGAAUUAUGGCAGGGUUUGGUUAACAGCGGGGUGAAAUUCUUGUGGGUCAUUCGUCCUGAUUCCAUUAUUAUCGACCAAAAAAAUGAUGAUGGUGAUGAAGAAGGAAAUAAUAACAAGAAGUCAAUCAGGGAAGAGUUGGAGGUGGCUACAAAAGAAAGAGGAUUCAUGGUGGGUUGGGCUCCACAGGAAGAAGUAUUGGGUCACCCGGCAGUUGGGGGGUUUUGGACUCACAGCGGAUGGAAUUCUACUUUGGAAACUGUAGUUGAAGGAGUGCCGAUGAUCUGUUGGCCGUUUUUCGCCGACCAGCAGAUUAACAGCCGAUUCGUCGACGAGGUUUGGAAGAUUGGAUUGGACAUGAAAGAUAAGUGUGAUAAAGUAGUUGUUGAGAAUAUGAUUAAGGAUCUGAUGGUGGUUAGGAAAGAUGGAUUCUUGAAAAGAGCAGAAGAGGUAGCAAAAUUGGCGAGGAAGAGUAUUGAGAAGGAUGGUUCAUCGUUUCGCAAUCUUGAACGUUUGAUUCGGGAUGUCCGACUAAAAAGUUUGUCACUAAAAUGUUAG
Molecule: messenger RNA, 5814 nt
Organism: Oldenlandia corymbosa var. corymbosa
Lineage: Eukaryota; Viridiplantae; Streptophyta; Magnoliopsida; Gentianales; Rubiaceae
Source: the annotation of a GenBank genome assembly